Cercocebus atys (sooty mangabey) is the source of this 3364-nucleotide messenger RNA. It is a transcript of the gene CAV2, whose product is annotated as caveolin 2. Lineage: Eukaryota; Metazoa; Chordata; Mammalia; Primates; Cercopithecidae. Gene Ontology annotation, cellular component: cytoplasmic vesicle; Golgi apparatus; caveola. Gene Ontology annotation, molecular function: molecular adaptor activity; protein kinase binding. The transcript has 3 exons. The record is from RefSeq and is a predicted model, not a curated record. Gene Ontology annotation, biological process: negative regulation of endothelial cell proliferation; insulin receptor signaling pathway; caveola assembly. Bases 449 to 937 code for a protein of 162 amino acids.
ACACAGCCGGAGGUGAGCACAGACCUGCUUCUGCACCCCGCGCUCCUAACCACAAGGCUCCAUCCCUCCAGGAAGGCCUUUGUCAUCCCUGGGACGACCUGCCAGCUCUGAGGCAUGACAGUACCGGCGCCUAGUAGGGUGACCAGGAGGCCCUCCUAGUCCCAGCUGCUGGCGUCGCCGCCCACGGCAGGGCCGGAGCUGUGACUCGUGGGGACGGUUCCCAGCGCCCCGGCCGGGGAGGCGGGCGGGGAGGGGCGGCGGGGCGCCGGGGCGGGGCUGGAGACUGCAGGGCUUGGGGCUGGAGCCCGCAGCGGGAAGCGGCCGCUGCCCGGGCCGCGCUGGGAGAGGCGAGGCGGGGCGGGGCCGGGCGCUACGGGAAGGGGAGGCCGCGCGGACCCGGAGCCGCACCGCGCCAGCCGGGCUGCAGCGGCUGCGCACCAAGGCCGCUAUGGGACUGGAGACGGAGAAGGCAGACGUGCAGCUCUUCAUGGACGACGACUCCUACAGCCACCACAGCGGCCUCGAGUACGCCGACCCCGAGAAGUUCGCGGACUCGGGCCAGGACCGGGAUCCCCACCGGCUCAACUCGCAUCUCAAGCUGGGCUUCGAGGAUGUGAUCGCAGAGCCGGUGACUACGCACUCCUUUGACAAAGUGUGGAUCUGCAGCCAUGCCCUCUUUGAAAUCAGCAAAUACGUAAUGUACAAGUUCCUGACGGUGUUCCUGGCCAUUCCCCUGGCCUUCAUUGCGGGAAUUCUCUUUGCCACCCUCAGCUGUCUGCACAUCUGGAUUUUAAUGCCUUUUGUAAAGACCUGCCUAAUGAUUCUGCCUUCAGUGCAGACAAUAUGGAAGAGUGUGACAGAUGUUUUCAUUGCUCCAUUGUGUACAAGCGUAGGACGAAGCUUCUCUUCUGUCAGCCUGCAACUGAGCCAGGACUGAAUACUUGGACCCCAGGUCUGGAGAUUCGGAUACUGUAAUACUUCUUUGUUGUUAUAACAUAAAAGCACCACUGUUCUGUUCAUUUCCUAGGUGUUCUAAUUAAGAAAACUAUUAAGAUGAGCAACCACAUUUAGAAAUGUUUAUUGACAGAUCUUUUCAAAUAAUGCUUUUCUGAUUAAUAGCCAAAGAUUUUGUAUCUAACUUUGUAACCAGAAUUAUACGAUAAGUUGACACCACUUAGAUUUAAAGGCAGGCAGUUUUGUUUUAGUACAAUAGUACAAAUUUUAUAAUGAUGAAUUUAUAAUGAUUAAGGGACAUUUCUAUCAAAAUACUACAAUAGUUUUAUGCACAACUUCCCAUUAAAAAUAAGAUUUCUUAUUUGUUUGUUUGUUUGUUUUUACUCUGGGAGUAAUACUUUUUAAAUUACCUUUACAUAUAUAGUCACUGGUAUACUUAGAAUAUACAAUGAUCCUGGAAACUGCAGUAACAAAAGCACACAAUGAUUAUAGUAACUAUCAGAUACAAUAAAACAAAUAAAUGUGAAAAUAGAUUCAUGAAAAUGUAUUCCUUUAAAGUAUUGUUUUCCUACAGGCCUAUUUAACAAGAUGUUUCAUUUUACUGUAUAUUUUGUACUUAAUAUAAAUGUUGCUCUAAUCAGAUUGCUUAAAAGCAUUUAUAUUAUAUUUAUGUUGUUGAACUAAUAUAUGAAAUAAGUAAAUGUAGCUCCCACAAGGUAAACUUCAUUGGUAAGAUUGCACUGUUUUGAUUAUGUAAACAUUUAUACAUCUUCUUUGGAAAUAAAAUAUAAAAGAGCUAUAUACAAAGCUUUCUUUUCUAACUUUUCCAAGCAAAAUCUGAAAUGUUUUAUGACUGACAUUUAUCUGGCUGUGAUCUUAAAAUAAUUCACAUCUAAAUAGUAUUUUGUCUAGAAGAUGCUUUCUCUCUAGUAGUUAGAAAUUAAACCUGUGUCAGCAUUCCUAUUAAUGCUUCACUUUACUUUCAGGUAAUAUUGGUGCUAUUUAACAUUUUACAGUAAAGGUUACUUCUGAUACUUUAGUACCAUUUCAACUACAGUGAUUCAUGUAGAGAGACAGGAGAGUUGUCAACACUUGUUGGGCUACUGAACUACAGGCAUAAACUAAAAACUAACAGCUGCAAACUUUUAAGAUGUUCUCUAAUAUGGGUAUGUAACACAGGAUAAAGUUAUUCUUGUCAUUUUGAACUGUGGAGUCCUAUUUCACUGUGAUGAAUCAUGUUGCUUUGAAAAAUCUCCUUAUUUCUGGGCCGGGCAAGGUGGCUCACACCUGUAAUCCCAGCAUUUUGGGAGGCCAAGGUGGGCAGAUCAUGAGGUCAGGAGAUCAAGACCAUCCUGGCCAACAUGGUGAUACCUCGUCUCUACUAAAAAUACAAAAAAAAUUAGUUGGCAUGGUGGCGUGCACCUGUAGUCACAGCUACUUGGGAGGCUGAGGCAGCAGAAUUGCUUGAACCCAGGAGGCAGAGGUUGCAGUGUGCCACUGCACUCCAGUCUGGCAACAGAGCAAGAGUCUGUCUCAAAAAAAAAAAAAGAAAGAAAGAAAGAAAGAAAAGAAAAGAAAAAAGAAAAAUUUCAUUAUUUCAAAAUGAUAGACAUAUACCAAAAAAAACUUUAUAAUGUGAAUAAUUACUAAAAUUUACACAUCUUAAAAGUGUGUAAAUGCUUGAAUUACCAUCAGAACCUGAACUGACAUUCCUUUGAGUACCCUUGUAAGUGACAAAUAAGAUUAAUAAGAUUUUUCAAAAUCGCCAGGACUGGUGAAUAUAAAUGAUGAUUGAACUGGAAUACUAUUGGGGACCAAAUCAAAUGAAUGAUUAAAUUAUGAAGCUCAUACCCUUUUGAAGGUAGUUGCAAAGAGACAUUUCAAAACUGCCCUAGGCCAUUGUAGCAUCCUUAGAUGUGACACAUAAUCAUUACCUUAAAGCACCACCACUCAUUUUGACCAUAUAGAUUUUAUUAUGUUAGUUUAAAAGGUCAAUCAGUCUCAUGACUUUAUAGUUAUGUUUUGUACUGAAAAACAUUUUUUAAACAUUUGGAUAUGUUGAUAAACCAAAAACCUUUGAUUAAUAAAAUAUCUAUUUUAAUAAAUUGGGAACUUCUUUCAAAUAGCUAUUGGCAAGUUUUAAACCCAAAAUAUAUACACAUAAUUCUGUAAUAAAACUGUGUGACUUCUAACAAGUAAUGUGACUUCCUUAUUUCUGAACAGUACUGGUUACUUUCAAAAUGAAUUUUUAUUGAGAUUUUCCAUUAAGUAUUUUUUUCAAAGACUCAAAUUUUGUACCAGGUAAAUCCAGCUUUUAUGUACAAACAUGUUGUUUGUUUUAUUUGGGGCUGGGGGAGGUAUAUGAUGAGCAGACUUCCUCAGAAUUCAUAAUAAAUUUUCUAAAAGCCUA